CCGUCUCCUCAAACCUGCGCGACCGAAGCAGUGUUCAACUUCCCUUCAUGGUGACGCGACCGCCUACUAUUCAUAAUCCUGUCACUCGCAGCCUGCCUCAAUGGGUCGACAACAGCCUCCCGAGCUCCUAGAAGAAUACUUUCAUAGCCCACGAGAUCUCCAAAAGCACUCGAAGUGGCCCUACUUCUUGCGCUUACACGGCAGUGUCCUCCCGAAGAUGAUUGUACCGCUCCUCUUCGUCGCUGCAUGGGCAACAGCCAUCACCUGCAUCUCUCAGCUCGUCCAUAACAUCAGCAUCAACCCAGUUCUGGUAACCAUCAUGGGUUUCGUGGUCGGUCUGGCACUCUCCUUCCGCUCCACCACUGCCUACGAGCGCUACAUGGAGGGACGCAAAUACUGGGCUCAACUGCUACUCGCUUCUCGCAACAUUGCACGUCUCGUCUGGGUGCACGUAAUAGAGCGCCACGCCGAAUCCGCCGAACUUGGCAAGGAGGAUCUCUUGGGCAAGCUUGCUGCUCUGAACCUUCUGAACGCCUUCGCCAUCUCGCUCAUGCACCGGUUGCGCUUCGAGCCCUCGGUCGAGUAUCCCGACCUUGCGCCUUUAGUAGCCAACCUGAAGACUCUUGCAGCUGAAGCCGAUCAGGCCGCACUUCGCGUGGAGCAAGUACCCCUGUGGAAAUCGCUUGGCUUGUACCUGGGCAUGUCCUUCGCUGAGGACAACCCGCGCGCUCUGGUCAAGUACGCCAACCAGAACCUCGGCAACACUCCGUUAGAGAUCCUGAACUACCUAUCGGCGUACGUCGAGAACAUUGUACAGAACAAGACUUUCGCUAUCGGCGCAUUGCAAGGGCAAGUCAUGAACCAGCUCCACUUCAUGGGCGAGGCACUAGCCGGCGUGGAGCGCGUAGUCAAUACGCCACUACCAGUUGCAUACUCGAUCAUCUACGCACAAAUCACCUGGGCCUACGUCCUCGCGCUACCCUUCCAACUCGUAUACCAGCUCCACUGGGUGGCGAUCCCUGGUACGCUUCUAGGCGGAUACAUCAUCCUUGGACUCGCCGCCAUCGGUCGCGAGCUGGAGAACCCCUUCGGCCACGAUGUCAGUGACCUACCACUCGAGUCCUUUUGCAGGGAGCUCGCGAGCGAUAUUGAUACGUUGACGGGGCGACCGGCGCCGCUGAAGGUGGAGGAUUGGAUGUCCGGGGCUGGUGCGAAAGUGAUGUGGCCCAUGAGUGAGUUGGGUUACAAGGCGUGGGAGGCGAAGAGUGUGGAUGAAAUACGAGCUACACUGAAGGCGAAGGCGGAGAGUGUGGAUGUCAAGCGGAAGAGGACGACUACGAUGAAGAUGAGUGAGAAUCUGACGCCGUCGGUUUAGGUUUGGUAGACUGUGCAUGCGGGAACCCGUCUGUACCUAAGAUAUGUACCCCAUCCCCCCAAAAUGCUGGGCCCAUUCUCACUUGUAGGAUCUAACGGACUUCGUCGGUUCUCGUAUGUAUUGACAACGGAAUGAUCGGUUCCGGACACUGCUCGGCUCCGACCGGGCCAAAGCACGUGGGAGCUGAAUCCUCCACGAUCGA
Messenger RNA from Baudoinia panamericana UAMH 10762, 1577 nucleotides. RefSeq lists its product as uncharacterized. The coding region runs from base 101 to 1375 and encodes 424 amino acids. Gene Ontology annotation, molecular function: chloride channel activity. NCBI's taxonomy places the organism in Eukaryota, Fungi, Ascomycota, Dothideomycetes, Mycosphaerellales, Teratosphaeriaceae. The transcript is spliced from 2 exons. The record is from RefSeq and is a predicted model, not a curated record.